Ascochyta rabiei is the source of this 1510-nucleotide messenger RNA. Its product is annotated as GCD complex subunit gcd7. Bases 1 to 1389 code for a protein of 462 amino acids. Gene Ontology annotation, cellular component: eukaryotic translation initiation factor 2B complex. Gene Ontology annotation, molecular function: translation initiation factor activity; guanyl-nucleotide exchange factor activity. Lineage: Eukaryota; Fungi; Ascomycota; Dothideomycetes; Pleosporales; Didymellaceae. The record is from RefSeq and is a predicted model, not a curated record. Gene Ontology annotation, biological process: translational initiation. The transcript is spliced from 2 exons.
AUGGCCCAGUCGACCGUCAUACAGGCUCCGGGCCUGUCGACGUUCCUGAAGUCGCUCAAGACGACUCCAGUGGACCCCUCGGUCGAGCACCUCAUAUCACUCCUCAAGCGCCGGCAGAUCCGAAACUCCCGGCCAUGCGCCAUCGCGACCACGGCCCUGCUGCUGCGCGUCGUGGGCGAGUUCAAGGGACGAGACGCCGCCAAGCUCGUGGAGCGCAUUCGACAGGUCGGCAGGCGCCUGACCUCGGCACAGCCGCGCGAGGUCGUCGUGGGCAACAUCGUCCGGCGCGUCCUGGGGCUGGUGCGCGAGGUCGUGGACGAGAACGUCGACGGACAGACACCCACAGGGAGCGAGGCGGCCACCCCCGUGCCGCAGCACGACUCCCUCCACCGACCGACGCUUGCCUCGACCCUGUCCGCCUUCAGCCCGCUCAAGCAUGCCGCUGCCGAGCCCAUGCACGUCGGCCUCUACGACGGGAACAUGUCCGACUCGGGCGAGCUCUCACGGCGGCCGCCCCUGCUCACCUCGCACACCUCGUAUGCCCCUCCUUCGGCCGGCCCGCUCGUCAACUCCCUGUUCGGUCUCUUCUCGCAGCCCAUCGACACGCCCUCGGCCACAAGCACGCCGACCGGCGCCCAGUCGCCCAGCGCCAACACAACCUUCACACAGCAAAACCUCGAGCGUCUCGGCGAAAUGAGCAGAGCCCAGGCGAGCCUGGACUUGAAGGGCGAAGUCAUGGAGGGCAUCAGAGAGCUGCAGGACGAGCUGGAGACAUCCGACAAGCAGAUCGCCGAGGUUGCACUCGAGCACAUCCACGCAAACGAAAUCAUCCUCACCCACACAGCCUCGACCACGGUCCAAAAGUUCCUCAUGUACGCGGCCAGGAAGCGAAAAUUCACCGUGGUCCACGCUGAGACGUACCCACACGACCACGCAGCUACACACGGUGUUCUGCUUACGGGAAAGAAGCGCGAGUCGCACGCAGACGACGACGACGACGACGACGACAAGUGGAAGCCGCUCACCGAAGCCGGCAUUCAGGUCUAUGUCAUCCCCGACUCGCACGUCUUCGCCAUCAUGUCCCGUGUCAACAAGGUCAUCUUGGCUACCCACACGGUUCUCGCAAACGGCAGCCUCGUUGCUGCCGCUGGAGCGCACAUGAUUGCCAAAGCAGCCAAGGAGCACCAGACACCUGUGGUGGUUCUCAGCGGUGUCUACAAGCUCAGUCCCGUAUAUCCCUUUGACAUCGACGAGCUUAUCGAGCACGGUGACGCCGGGGGCGUUGUGCCCUACGAGGACGGCGACUUUGUCGACAAGGUCGAUGUCGAGAAUCCGCUGUACGACUACGUUCCUGCAGAUCUCGUGGAUCUCUACAUCACCAACCUGUAAGUCACGAUCCAACCCCUUUGGGCCUGACUCAUACACUGACCAGUCUAGUGGCGGACAUGCACCCUCGUACCUUUACCGUAUCGUAGCGGAUCACUACCGAUCCGAGGACAUUGCUCUGUAG